AUGACAACCUCAUCCCACAGAGAUCACUUCUUCCAGACCUCGGCUUCCUUGGAUGACCAGCAGAGGAAAGACGCCAAGUCUCAGAAUUCCAAUGGAAACCCUAUUCGGCUACAGAGCAAGAUUCUUGCCAUUCAUCCUGAUCCGAGCAAUUUGAACUCGAUUUAUGUUGCGCAAAGUAGUGGCGUUGUUAGAAGAGUAGUGCUCGAGACAGGUGAAACAGCUGCAUUGUACAAAGGUCCCACAGCUCCUUUGACAAGUCUCUGCCUGAGUCCAGAUGGAAAGCUGUUGUUUGCUGGAUGCUGGGACAAGACCGUUUGGAGUUGGGAUGUUGCCUCAGCCCAGCCUCGGCAAAGGUACGAAGGUCACGCGGACUUUGUCCGAGCAGUGAUGAGUGCUCGACUACGUGGAGAGGAUCUCCUUAUUACGGGCGGCGCUGAUGCACAGGUGUUGGUCUUCAAUAUCGCCAGCGGCCAACGCACUGAGACAUUCAAGGGCCAUGCCCGGGGUAUUCAGGAUCUGAUUCUUGACCCAGAAGUAGAGGAAUCGGAGGCUUUGGUCUUUAGUGCUGGAAGUGAUCGGGAAAUCCGCCAGUUCAAGAUCUUUGGCGGAGGCGAUUCCGCCGAAGCACUCCUUCCACACGAGACCAGCGUGUACAAGCUUUUCUUCGACCAGGACGGUGAUCUUUGGACCGUGUCUGCCGAUAAGACCGCCAAAUGCUUGGUUCGAGCUGAUGGAUGGAAGCCCAAUCUUACUUUAGAGCACCCCGACUUUGUGCGAGACAUUGUUGUCCACGAGGACGGCGGUUGGGUGGUCACGGCCUGUCGCGAUGAAGAAGUGCGAGUGUGGAACCGAUCGACUGGAGAGCUUCAUCACGUGUUUUCUGGUCACUUUGAAGAGGUUACUGGGCUAGUCCUAGUGGGAUCCACAGCGGUUAGCGCGGGUAUUGAUGGCACCAUUCGACAAUGGUCUCUUCGUCCAGAUGAACUUCAAAAGGCUGUGGAAUUAGCCAAAAAGGGCCCUGUGAUAGCAGAGCCUGAGCCCAGCACCGAGUCCAUGCUCACAGAAGAGGAGGAGCGAGAGUUGGCUGAGCUGAUGGAAGAUGAUUAG
Messenger RNA from Penicillium pulvis, 1107 nucleotides. RefSeq names its product WD40 repeat domain-containing protein. Bases 1 to 1107 code for a protein of 368 amino acids. Gene Ontology annotation, molecular function: protein binding. The record is from RefSeq and is a predicted model, not a curated record. The transcript has 4 exons. NCBI's taxonomy places the organism in Eukaryota, Fungi, Ascomycota, Eurotiomycetes, Eurotiales, Aspergillaceae.